AUGGAUUUGACUCAGAAGGAAAUGCAGUAUGAGCAAAUGAUCAUCGAGAGUUUGGGUUUUGAGAUGCGCACUUCUCGUCAUAGUUCGAUUCCAGACGCGUUUAAGAGAACUUUCAGAUGGGUUCAUGAUCCUCCUGAGGGUGCACCAGCUUCCGCAAGGUUAAUAUCGGAGUGGCUGAGAAUGCGAGAUGGCAUGUUCUGGGUUUCUGGAAAGCCAGGCUCCGGAAAGUCAACGUUCAUGAAAUUUCUUGCGGAUGACCCUGUUACCGAGGCCAUGCUGUUGGACUGGUCAGGGUCGAAAAAGUUGAUUACAGCUAGUUAUUAUUUCUGGAGUACUGGAACGGCAAUCCAAAAGUCUCAGCAGGGUUUCCAUCGUGCAUUACUUUAUGAGACCUUCCAACAAUGCCCCGAGGCUAUACUCCCUGCAUCAAAAGGCCUUCGACCGAACCUAAGAGGGAACAAGGGACCUAAUGAAUGGAGUCUUAAAAGUCUUCACGAAAUGCUCAUGAAGGCUACAGACUGGGGUGCGAGCUGUGUGAGAUUCUGUUUCUUCAUCGACGGCCUAGAUGAGCUAGGUGAUGACCAGUUCGAGCUGUGUCAGUUUUUGAAAGAGGUUGCCACAUUUCCUAGUAUCAAGAUAUGUGUCUCAAGUCGACCGUGGAACGUUUUUGAGGAAGCAUUUGGAGGUGAACCGCGACGAAAACUCUAUAUGCAAGACCUGACGCGAAAUGAUAUCCUUGAAUAUACACGAUCACAUAUUUACGGGCACCCGAGAUGGCCCUCAUUGGAGGCAGCCAAGUUUCACAGCGAUGACCUAAUCGAGGAAAUUGAGGAGCGCGCGAGUGGUGUUUUUCUUUGGGUCUAUCUUGUGGUCAAAAUGCUGAGAGAAGGUCUCACGAAUAGAGACAGUUUCUUGGACAUUCGUCGGCGUCUUGAGAGUUUCCCUGUGGAGCUUGAAGUAUUCUUCCGACAGAUACUAGAAUCAGUGGAGCCCUUUUACCACUGCAAAAUGUCAACCACUAUGCAGAUAGCCCUUGCCGCAGAAGAGCCUCUGGAGGCAGUUGCCUAUUAUUUCCAUGACCAAGAGUAUGAGGAUGAGAACUUUUGUUUCUCUGUUCCCUCGCAGCUAUAUUCAUCAGCGCAAAAAGCCGAUUUUGAGGAAACAAUGAAAUGGAGAUUGACUAAUCGGUCUCGUGGGUUACUGGAGAUCAAUUCCAAUUCGGGUACUGUGACAUUCUUACACCGAACUGUGGUUGACUUUUUAAGAACGCAGGAGAUGUCAACAUUUCUCAGUGAAAAAGAACCCCAGUUGUUUAAUCUAGUUUUGUCUCUUCUCAGACUCUUUACCUCAACGAUCAAACAGACUGCGCCUAGUCACGAACGUCAUCAUAGCUGUGGUGCUUAUGACAGCGAUGGGCGAUUACAGUUUUUUACCUCAAGUGCCUUGCGCUGCAUUCAAGAGCUACAGCCCACUAUGACCGAUGUCACUAUUGUCCAUCACAUAAUAGAUGAUCUUGAUAGUGGAAUCUUGGAGUUCUCCACCGGCAACUCUCUUUAG
Penicillium samsonianum is the source of this 1557-nucleotide messenger RNA. RefSeq lists its product as uncharacterized. Bases 1 to 1557 code for a protein of 518 amino acids. NCBI's taxonomy places the organism in Eukaryota, Fungi, Ascomycota, Eurotiomycetes, Eurotiales, Aspergillaceae. The transcript has a single exon. The record is from RefSeq and is a predicted model, not a curated record.